UGACUGAGGUCAGUGGGCGGAGCUGCUGCUUGGAGACGGCGGGAUCUCCUUCGCCAUGGCUGCCGGGCCGAUAUCUGAGCGGAACCAGGAUGCUACCGUGUACGUGGGGGGCCUGGAUGAGAAGGUUAGUGAACCACUGCUGUGGGAGCUGUUUCUCCAGGCGGGGCCAGUGGUCAAUACCCAUAUGCCAAAGGAUAGAGUCACUGGCCAGCAUCAAGGCUAUGGUUUUGUGGAAUUCUUGAGUGAGGAAGAUGCUGACUAUGCCAUUAAGAUCAUGAACAUGAUCAAACUCUAUGGGAAGCCAAUACGGGUGAAUAAGGCAUCAGCUCACAACAAAAAUCUGGAUGUAGGGGCCAACAUUUUCAUUGGGAACUUGGACCCAGAGAUUGAUGAGAAGCUGCUUUAUGAUACGUUCAGCGCCUUUGGGGUUAUCUUACAAACCCCCAAGAUUAUGAGGGACCCUGACACAGGCAACUCCAAGGGUUAUGCCUUUAUUAAUUUUGCUUCGUUUGAUGCAUCGGAUGCAGCGAUUGAGGCCAUGAAUGGGCAGUACCUCUGUAACCGCCCUAUCACUGUGUCCUAUGCCUUCAAGAAGGACUCUAAGGGUGAGCGCCAUGGCUCAGCAGCUGAACGACUUCUGGCAGCGCAGAACCCACUUUCCCAGGCUGACCGCCCUCACCAGCUGUUUGCAGAUGCACCCCCUCCACCCUCUGCCCCCAAUCCUGUGGUAUCAUCACUGGGGUCUGGGCUUCCUCCACCAGGCAUGCCUCCCCCUGGCUCCUUCCCACCCCCAGUACCGCCUCCUGGAGCCCUUCCACCUGGGAUACCCCCAGCCAUGCCCCCACCACCUAUGCCUCCUGGAGCUGGAGGACAUGGCCCCCCAUCAGCAGGAACCCCAGGGGCUGGACAUCCUGGACAUGGACACUCACAUCCCCAUCCAUUCCCACCAGGUGGGAUGCCUCAUCCAGGGAUGUCUCAGAUGCAGCUCGCCCACCAUGGCCCUCAUGGCUUAGGACACCCCCAUGCUGGGCCUCCAGGCUCUGGGGGGCAACCACCACCCCGACCACCACCUGGAAUGCCUCAUCCUGGACCCCCUCCAAUGGGCAUGCCCCCCCGAGGGCCUCCAUUCGGAUCUCCCAUGGGUCACCCAGGUCCCAUGCCCCCACAUGGUAUGCGUGGACCUCCUCCACUGAUGCCCCCUCAUGGAUACACUGGCCCUCCACGGCCUCCACCCUAUGGUUACCAGCGGGGUCCCCUCCCUCCACCCAGACCCACUCCCCGGCCUCCAGUUCCCCCUCGUGGCCCACUUCGGGGCCCUCUCCCUCAGUAAAUUCUCCUUCCUGUUACGUCCUCCUGAUAUGUUUUCAGUUCCUUGGACCAGAGUUGCCAUUGCUCCCUGGGGCUAAGGCACUAAUGCCCCUCAGGCCUUUUUUUUAAAGUGUAAUUUUUUCCAUAGGAGGUGCUUUUUUUUUUUUCUAUAUUGGUCCCAACUGUUUUGCAAAAUGCAAAGAGAAAAUAAAACUAAAUUCCUUGUU
This is a messenger RNA of Choloepus didactylus (southern two-toed sloth), 1535 nucleotides long. It is a transcript of the gene SF3B4, whose product is annotated as splicing factor 3b subunit 4. The record is from RefSeq and is a predicted model, not a curated record. Gene Ontology annotation, molecular function: RNA binding. Gene Ontology annotation, biological process: positive regulation of mRNA splicing, via spliceosome. The transcript has 6 exons. Lineage: Eukaryota; Metazoa; Chordata; Mammalia; Pilosa; Megalonychidae. The coding region runs from base 56 to 1330 and encodes 424 amino acids. Gene Ontology annotation, cellular component: U12-type spliceosomal complex; nucleolus.